Messenger RNA from Dimorphilus gyrociliatus, 1581 nucleotides. NCBI's taxonomy places the organism in Eukaryota, Metazoa, Annelida, Polychaeta, Dinophilidae. The record is from the annotation of a GenBank genome assembly.
AGAUGUCAGCACUUUCGCGGAAGAAGCUGAUCAAGCCGAGGAAGAAGUUUUCUGAUAUUAGCCGAAAUAUAGUAAGUAAUUUAGUAGAUAAUGCCGAAUUGUACGGCAACCUUAGAUUUUUAGCCAGGAGAAAAAAAGUUGUUUUAUUCAUAAGAAACUAGACCAUUCGGAAAGUUCCUUUUUAUGCGGCCAAUUUCUUCUACCGUUCAAAGUAGGUCAUGAUGGCGUCCUCCUUCUCCACGGUCGUUUAUAUUUAUUUCAGCAAUCGAUAAAUGCUUCAAAUAGAACAUUUAUUAUCUGAACUCCCGAUAUAUUGGUCUAUUCUCUCCUCAGUCUUUCACUUUCACAUUCGAGAGUGUGAGAAUUGUUUUAUUGCCCAUAAACUACCCUUUUUAACAUUUUCAUAAGGUAAUUUGUUUUCCCCUUUGUAGCUGUUCUUCUAAAAUGGAUGAUCUGAAGGAUCUUUUAAGAAAUCAUAUAACCACUGUUGUUUCAAAAAUGUGCCGGCAAGUUCUUCCAGACUCUUUAGAUAUAAACGUUGAAGGUUUAAUAGGAAUCACUGUGGGCGGAAAAAAUGUUCUUUUACUACGCAUAAACGACGACAUAAAUCGAUGUUCCGACAGCGCAAAUUCUAAUUCUAAUAUUAAAUAUGUUUCAAAACGAAAGCAGAAUCGAAAAGAUAUUUUGCAUGAUGAAGAUAAUAUUUCGUGCCAUUCAGAUAACUGUCAAUCAGCUGAAAAUAAAGUAUUAAUCAAUUUAAACAACGCCGACGAAAGUCUCCCAGAGCAUGUCUCUCAAAUGCUGGGUAUGCCUUCCAAAUCAAAACCAAUUAAUCGUGUAGUGGAAGAUGUUGCCCAACAAAUUGAAUUGGAAGAACGAAUGUCGCCCUUUAGAGUAGGAGACAAAUGGCUAUGCCAAAUGUGUAAUAAGCAAUUUACUACCUCAGUCGCAGCCGUAAAUCACAUGCAAAUUCAUACUGCAAACAUUCAAACAUCUGUUAAAAAACGAGCGACGACGACGCCGGACAAGCAAAUUGAUUCUACAGACGAUCCGGAUAAUUAUCUUCCGGAUGGACGGUUAAAGCCGUACGAUUGUUCAGAGUGUCAUAAACGGUUUAUUAGUAGCCAGACCCCCUACAGAUUUACGCAAAAAGUUCACCUGAGAACUCAUAUUCGAGUUCACACUGGAGAGCGACCGUACGAAUGUCCAGUCUGCAGUAAGCGUUUUAGUCAAAAAGUUCACAUGCAACGUCAUAAUCGUGUGCAUACCGGAGAACGACCUUAUCAAUGCCCACUCUGCCCUAGAACUUUCUCUCAAAAGGUUCACGUAAGAGGUCACAUGAAAAAUCAUGCACAUGAGGUGGACAAAGAGAAGAUGGAAGAGAUGGUAAGAAAACUUGAAGAAGAAGACGACAGGCCCCCUUUAUUACGGGCUGAAAUGCCAAUGGAAGCCGAUGUAUCGAAUAUGUCAAAUGGAAGUGUUAGUUUAUCAAUGGACGACGACGACGAAUACCCGCGCUUACAAAUUGACGAAAGUUUUCAAUCCGUACCGGGCACAGGAACAUUAGAAGAAAAAUUAUAA